GCGUCCGUGCGGUCGCCGUCGUCUCCGCCCUGCUGAGGGAACGACGCGGUCACCGUUGCCGCCGCUACCCAGGCCAGUCUAGCCUAGAAAGACCCUCUCUCGCUCCCUAAAGACAACCCCAGCCCCACUGACCCAUAGCUGACGAGUACAUGGAAAAGGAACCUUGGGAACUUGGCUUUCUUCUGCUCUGCCCCCAGUGCCACCCAGGGGAGCGUCAGGGAGAGCCAUGGCCGCCACGGCCACCAAGCGCGACGGGCCCCCCUUCAUUAGCGAGGCUGCCGUCCGCGGGAACGCCGCCGUUCUGGACUAUUGCAGGACAUCCGUGUCGGCCCUCUCCGGGGCUACAGCGGGUAUCCUGGGCCUGACCGGCUUCUACGGCUUCGUCUUCUAUUUCCUGGCGUCCACCCUCCUCUCUCUGCUCCUAGCCCUCAAGGCCGGAAGACGAUGGAACAAGUAUUUCAAAUCCAGGCGACCGCUCUUUACUGGGGGCCUUGUUGGGGGGCUCUUCACCUACGUCCUUUUCUGGACUUUCCUGUAUGGCAUGGUGCACGUCUACUGAGGGAAAGGGGGUCGGCGUGCGCAGAAAGACUCUUGCUGGGGUUAACAAGAUGUGGUCUGCUAGUUUUCCAAGGGAAUUGACUGUUUGUGCUGUUAAUAUUAUUAGUAACUUAUGUUGGGAGAGAGAUCUCUGGUGAGAGUCCGCAGAUUAAAUCAGAUGUGAAACGUGG
This is a messenger RNA of Vombatus ursinus (common wombat), 728 nucleotides long. RefSeq names its product ER membrane protein complex subunit 6 (gene EMC6). The record is from RefSeq and is a predicted model, not a curated record. Gene Ontology annotation, biological process: autophagosome assembly; protein folding in endoplasmic reticulum. Gene Ontology annotation, cellular component: endoplasmic reticulum; membrane; EMC complex. Lineage: Eukaryota; Metazoa; Chordata; Mammalia; Diprotodontia; Vombatidae. The coding region runs from base 227 to 559 and encodes 110 amino acids. The transcript has 2 exons.